UUGUUGUCGUGUCUGCGAGAAGUGAUCGCCAAUCAAAUCCAUUACUCGGACACCCAAUUGGAGACAGAUUAUGAUCUAGAUGUGUGGUCAACGAUCGCCACAUCACUGGCCAAGUGGUCGGACACGAAGAAAGCGAAGUGGCGUAAACUGAAUCAGGAGAGGGCGGCCGCGAAGAACCGGACCACUCAUCGACGGCAUCGGCGGCGUCGCGACGAAGAGAUGGUUUGCUACAAGAGUUUUGGCUGUUUCCGAGACGAGGGACCCUUUGACUACUUGGACACUCUGCCGGCCUCUCCCGAGUCCAUCGCCACCACAUUCACGCUCUACACCCGCAAGAACUCAGUCGACGGCGAGAAACUAGACUACGAAAACAGCACUACUGUACUCAAGAGUAACUUUAACUCUUCAAAUCCCAUUAAGAUUAUUAUACACGGCUUUGGCUCCAGUGGUCGGCGCCCAUGGGUUUUGCAAAUGACCGAAGCGUUUCUUUUUAUGGAGGAUAUGAAUUUAAUCGUGGUCGAUUGGGAGAAUGGCGCACAGUUACCUAAUUAUGUGCAGGCUGCGGCCAACACUCAGCUGAUUGGCAAACAGAUAGCACUACUCAUACGUAUGAUUAACUUCAACAAAGGUCUGGCGCCCGAAGACUAUCAUCUCAUAGGGUUCUCGUUGGGCGCACACGUGGCCGGAUUUACCGGCAUGGAAAUUAGCAAUAUUAGCCGCAUCACU
Medioppia subpectinata is the source of this 726-nucleotide messenger RNA. NCBI's taxonomy places the organism in Eukaryota, Metazoa, Arthropoda, Arachnida, Sarcoptiformes, Oppiidae. The record is from the annotation of a GenBank genome assembly.